AUGUUCAACACUACGCAGAAUCCGCCCACCAACCUCCAUGUGAACUCUACUACUGUCAGUGGCCACCAUAUAACUCCACCAUGGUACCAGUUCCCAGUGUGUGCCGUGGCCCCUUAUGGCUUCAUUUUCUACUUUGGGGUCAAGGUGUUCAACCUGGCUCUGGGGACUCCCUGUAACAUCCUGGUCAUCUGGCAGAUCGCCACUAAGAAGAGUGACGCCUCCACCUCUGACAUCUUCAUCUUCAACCUGGCCAUCCUGGACGCCUACUUCUGCCUGAUGACGCCCAUAGAGAUGGCCAACCGGUUGCUGCUGGGCGACAGUCGUAUCUGGUACUUUCAGAGGUUCGCAUACGGGAUCAAAGAUGUAGCACCACUCUUUCUGGUGUGUAUUUGCUUGGACCGCUACAUUGCAGUGGUCCACCCAGUAUUGUUCACUGGUAUCCGUGACAACAAGAUCCGCAUUAGCAUUUCUGUGGUGGUCUGGGGUCUCAUCCUGGCUUAUGGCCUCACCAAGUGCACCCUGGGAGUCAUGAGUGUCAACGAGGUCUUCAGCGGUGUGAUCCUCUUCGCCUUUGCGGUCAUGGUCUUCUGCAACAUCUCAGUCAUCUGGGUUCUCCGCCGCUCUGUGGCGGGAAAGGAGGAGAUGCAUCCGGUGAAGAAGAAGGCCUUUAAGAUGGUGCUGAUCAUCCUGGCCAUCAUCGUGGUCAACUACCUGCCGCCUGUGGCGCUCAUGCCCUUUGUGUCGUACUACUCGUUUGUGGCGUUUCGCUGCCAGAUCAGCAUCAGCGUGUUCUCCAUCAUGGACCUGAGCUGCAGCAUCGAGCCUCUUCUCUACAUUACAAAGAUGGAGCGUGUGGACGGCAGUUGCUGUGGGCGGAGUUUGUCUAAGCAGCCACAUGAUGCCAAGGUGUGA
Molecule: messenger RNA, 912 nt
Organism: Seriola dumerili (greater amberjack)
Lineage: Eukaryota; Metazoa; Chordata; Actinopteri; Carangiformes; Carangidae
Product: G-protein coupled receptor 4-like
Exons: 2
Coding region: 1-912 (303 amino acids)
Biological process (GO): positive regulation of Rho protein signal transduction; phospholipase C-activating G protein-coupled receptor signaling pathway
Cellular component (GO): membrane
Molecular function (GO): G protein-coupled receptor activity
Source: RefSeq, a predicted model, not a curated record